UGUGAUGGUCGGACAUGCAUGCUCUCCCAUGUUCGUUGCUCUAUGGAGACAUCCAUUCCACUGGAGGCCCACGCUGCAAACUGGCGCCUCAAAGGUGGUGGUGGUGGCGGCGUGAAUCUUGCAAUCUACAAAGCUGCUGGUGACGAAGCAACAAGAAGGCACAAGAAGGUGUGCGAUGCUGGAGCCGUUUCCUCUACGGCUGCCUCACGUCUAUCCGUCCUUGGGCCCAACAUGAACCCAUGGAUGCCAAACUGGCUGUAGGCUGAUGCUCUGUUCUCGAUUUCGCACCAUUUUUCCGCUUC
Selaginella moellendorffii is the source of this 302-nucleotide messenger RNA. Its product is annotated as transcription factor bHLH140. The coding region runs from base 19 to 261 and encodes 80 amino acids. The record is from RefSeq and is a predicted model, not a curated record. The transcript has 2 exons. Lineage: Eukaryota; Viridiplantae; Streptophyta; Lycopodiopsida; Selaginellales; Selaginellaceae.